Messenger RNA from Danaus chrysippus (African queen), 2283 nucleotides. NCBI's taxonomy places the organism in Eukaryota, Metazoa, Arthropoda, Insecta, Lepidoptera, Nymphalidae. The record is from the annotation of a GenBank genome assembly.
AUGUCGCUACUUCCUGAUGUGUUUGCUUUGAACGACAGUUCACCUUCUAGUUUGUUUAACAUAAGUAUGGACUACAUCGUGUCCAACUUAAAUGUAAUUACCAAAUUGGAUCCAAAAAGUCGAUGGCGCCAACUGAAAGAUGACAUCAUAUUGCCUGCUGAAAUCUGCGAGAGACUGGUUGAGGCCUAUCAGAAGAAGUAUCGAAUUAACGAUAACAUUGCAAAUAUGUUUCGUGAUCGCACCAGAACGCGUUUAAAUCGCGUAAAAUUGCGUAAUUCACGCAUUACAGAUGAAGGUCUCCGUUGCUUGAUGGAGCACAAGCCUUCCGAGGUCGAGCUGAUUCAAUGUGAAUACCUUUCCCAAGCUUCUCUCGACAUCAUAAGCAGCAACAGUGAAAAUCUAGUCUCUCUCAAGUUUGGGCCACUCACUUAUGCACUUUCUCAAGAUGAAAAUCUGUAUCGUCAACGCAGAUUUGUUAUUGAUGCUCCCAAGCUGCAACGUUUGUCUAUACACUGCCGAGGAAUGUCAAUCUUUCCUCUUUUGCUUCUGAAACCACUACAUAAUCUAACACACCUUGAUCUUUCUGAAUUUUCAUCUGCCGGUUCGACUUGGGCCCUGCAUGAACUAAAGAAUUUAGUAACACUUGUUCUGCAUAGUGUGCUCUGGUCAAAAGAAAUUAUUGAUUGGAUUGCUACUCUGACUAAUCUACGCCAUUUGGAUGUAUCCCAGCCAAAUGAGAGACAUGGGAAAUAUAUGAAUCCCAAUGAGAUUUUGACUAAGUUGGUGACCAGUUUACCUAAUUUGGAAUAUUUGGAUAUAUCUGGGACAAACUUGGCUGGUACUGGCUCAGCCGUUCCAGCUGCUAGCGAUGGAAUGUCUGAUUUGGAACAUGUCCGUUGUGAUAUACCGGGCCUUGUCAGUAGAGUUGAUAGGCCUUUAGAAUUUCUGGGCCUGUAUGGAACUCUACAUGGUGCAUGCAAACGUCAUGACAUACCAGCCAAAGUGAUCACCGGAGAUGCAAAUGAGGAGCAGAUCUUGAUAGCUGGUUCUGUGUACAUGGAGAGACCUGCGAUGCUGACUCGUGUCCUCAACGACCUAUACUAUAUGUUCCGCAGUAUUGAACACUAUAACUCAUAUGUCGGACGAGCUUUGAAUGUCGUCUUAACGGCGAUGGAGACCCAUUGCUUGGAGAAACAUAUUCAAAUAUCCGGAAGUGCAACACUAUUUUAUAUAGUGAAAGGCAAAGAUAGAUCUCGUAUCGGCAUACAUCUGAAGCGGCGUAUCAUAAAAGUGUUGUUGGAUGGUAUGGAAGCUCAUCUCGGCGAUGAUACUAUGAUGAGGAAUGGCUGUCUCACACUCUGCCAAUUCAAAAUACCCAAUGAUGUGUUGUUUGAAUACGAGAGGGUGGUUCAGAUUUUACUGAACGGUGUUUCUGACGUCAAUCAAGAGGGUUUCGUGCAACGUAUAGCGAUAUACUUGCUUAACUCGCUCGCCUGUCAGGUCGAUGGCACUCAGAAACGCUUUCUGGGAGUCCACGGAGCUAUCGGGAAAAUGUUGAAUCUGAUCGCUGAUCGUCUUGAGCGUCGUAUCUGUGACGAUGUUCUCGAGGUAGCUUGGUCUACUAUGUGGAACGUCACCGAUGAGACUCCCCACAACUGCCAGCUGUUCCUCGAUAAUCGUGGGAUGGAGUACUUCCUCGCCUGUCUCAAGAGUUUCCCCGACAAGGAGGAGCUUCUACGAAACAUGAUGGGACUUCUAGGGAACGUCGCUGAAGUCCCUUCCCUCCGCCCGCAGCUGAUGAAUAGACUGUUCCUGACUGUGUUCUACGAACUGCUCGAGUCCUCCAGUGAUGGUAUCGAGGUGAGCUACAACGCGGCCGGUGUACUAGCUCACAUGGCGUCCGAUGGACCCGAGGCUUGGACGGUGUUUGAACCAGCUCGUGAUGCUGUACUGGAACGUAUCGCCACAGCCGUAGAGAGCUGGGACCGUAGGGCUGAACGGAAUAUUAAUUAUCGUUCAUUCGAACCCAUACUAAGUCUACUCCACGCUCAUCACACACCGCAGUGCCAACACUGGGCUGUUUGGGCAUUGGCCAACCUGACAACUGUAUACCCCGACAAGUACUGCGGCUUGGUGGAGGCUGAGGGCGGGCUCCGUCUGCUGAAUGCUCUGCUGCAGCAUCCCGGUCCAUACAGCAUGAUCAAGGACCUGGCGCGCCUCGUCAUAGACAACUGCGCCCGCCACUCCCAGGACAUACCGCGCUCCGACACACCGGACAAUUAA